AUUCAUACAUUUCUCUCUGCUAUAUAUAAUCUCUCCCUCAUUUCUCUCUAAUCAUUCAAAUCUCUCUCUAACUCUCUAUCUCUCUCUUCAGCAUCAUUACAAGCAAUCUAAUCGCUAUCACAAUAAUCGCUUAUUACAAUAAUCGCUUAUUUUUCAUUUUGUCUAAUUCGUUUCUUUUGCAGGGUUCAUUUUCUGAUUCUUGAUUUCAUAUCAAGAAUUUAAUUUCAUUUGUUAUUAUUCUAUUUUGUAUAUUGUUUUUCUUUUCUCUCUAACAAUGGCUUCAGGUUCUUUGAGUUCUCCCGCCAUCAAAACCCAAUCACGUUUUCCUCUUCAGGAACACUUACAGAGAAAGAGUUCCAAAGAGAAUUUGGACAGAUUUAUACCGAAUAGAUCGGCUAUGGAUUUUGAUUAUGCACACUACAUGGUGACAGAAGGGGCUAAAGGUAAGGAAAAUCCAGAAGUGUGCUCCCCUUCCAGAGAAGCUUAUAGGAAGCUACUUGCAGAAUCUUUAAACAUGAACAGGACCAGAAUUCUAGCUUUCAAGAACAAGCCACCUACUCCAGUUGAUUCGAUUCCUCAUGAACUUACUUCAUCAUCUCUUCAAGAAGAUAAAACCAUAAAGCCCAGGCGAAUUAUUCCUCAGACUUCUGAGAGGACAUUGGAUGCUCCAGACCUAGUGGAUGACUAUUACCUUAAUUUACUGGAUUGGGGAAGCGCCAAUGUUCUUGCAAUAGCACUUGGAAACACAGUGUAUUUGUGGGAUGCAUCAAAUGGUUCUACUUCAGAACUUGUUACUGUCGAAGAAGAAGACGGCCCUAUCACUUCUGUGAGUUGGGCUCCUGAUGGGCGUCAUAUUGGUAUUGGUUUGAACAACUCUGAAGUGCAGCUAUGGGAUACAGCUUCAGAUAAACAGUUGAGAACUUUGAAAGGUGGUCAUAGGCAGCGAGUAGGGUCUUUGGCAUGGAACAACCACAUACUCACAACCGGAGGGAUGGACGGUAAAAUUAUCAAUAAUGAUGUAAGAAUUAGAGCACACAUUGUUGAAACAUACAGAGGGCAUGAACAAGAAGUUUGUGGAUUGAAAUGGUCGGCUUCCGGUCAACAAUUAGCCAGUGGAGGGAAUGAUAAUCUACUUUACAUCUGGGACAGAGGUACAUCAACUUCUAGUUCUCCUACACAGUGGCUUCACAGGCUUGAAGAUCAUACAUCUGCAGUAAAGGCUCUUGCUUGGUGUCCAUUCCAAGGGAAUUUGCUAGCUACUGGUGGAGGCAGUGGCGAUCGAACCAUCAAGUUUUGGAAUACACACACAGGUGCAUGCCUGAACUCGGUUGACACCGGGUCUCAGGUAUGUUCCCUACUAUGGAACAAGAAUGAAAGGGAGUUGCUCAGCUCUCAUGGUUUUGCUCAGAAUCAGCUAACACUUUGGAAAUAUCCUUCAAUGGUCAAGAUGGCAGAGCUCAAUGGUCAUACUUCAAGAGUUCUUUAUAUGGCACAGAGUCCGGAUGGUUGUACAGUGGCAACAGCAGCGGCGGAUGAAACAUUGAGGUUUUGGAAUGCUUUUGGCACUCCAGAAGUAGUAGCCAAAGCUGCACCAAAAGCGAGAGCUGAGCCAUUUUCACAUGUAAGCCGCAUUCGAUGAGCAGUAACAUUCAAAACAGUUUGAAAAACCAAGCUAUUUUGUGCCUUUUACUCCACUGUAAAGUACAUGAGGCAAUUCAUAGAUAGAAGAUGGAGUUGUUUUUUAUGAGACUCCCAUGUACAUUGUAACAUGUUAUUAUAGUGAAAAAUAACACAUGAUUUGCCCCGUGGACGUAGUCACACACCACCCGUGACGAACCACGUAUAUCGGUCUUUGUUCUUC
This is a messenger RNA of Medicago truncatula (barrel medic), 1861 nucleotides long. RefSeq names its product cell division cycle 20.2, cofactor of APC complex. Lineage: Eukaryota; Viridiplantae; Streptophyta; Magnoliopsida; Fabales; Fabaceae. The coding region runs from base 275 to 1639 and encodes 454 amino acids. Gene Ontology annotation, cellular component: anaphase-promoting complex. The transcript is spliced from 4 exons. Gene Ontology annotation, molecular function: ubiquitin ligase activator activity; protein binding; anaphase-promoting complex binding. Gene Ontology annotation, biological process: positive regulation of ubiquitin protein ligase activity; positive regulation of anaphase-promoting complex-dependent catabolic process; anaphase-promoting complex-dependent catabolic process. The record is from RefSeq and is a predicted model, not a curated record.